UGCGUAUGCUCGCUCCUGGUACCCAGAGCCGAACGAGCAAAAUCCCAAGAACCCUAGCCCCCAAAUCCCACAGAGCUCACUGCACUCCAGCGGCUUCCCAUCCAGCUCCCCUUCCUAGCUCGUGCCGACCAUGCAAGUGUGAAGCCGAUUUGAGCUGCACCCAAUCCUCCCAUGGAUCUCAGCGUCGAGCAGCCGAAGCUUUCGGAUGCCGACGGCGGCGGCGGCGAGGACCGCCUCAGCGCUCUACCGGACGACGUGCUCAUACACAUCCUUGUCCUAGUCGACGACGCCGCCGAGUCCGCUCGGACCAGCAUCCUGUCCCGCCGCUGGCACCGCCGCCGCCUCUGGGCCCUCCUCCCGGAGCUCAACUUCAACUUCAUCGAGCACCGCCGCAUAGGCGACGCGCUCGCAGCCCACGAGGCACCGGGCCUAGGCCUCUGUCUUCGCGCUCACCAAGGACGCGUCUCCAGAAUCCGCGUCGGCGUGGCUCCCCAUCGCCGCGCGCGACCUCUACGGCCAAAUAUACCUCGAGGUGGUGGUGCGGCCGGAGGAGGCCGAGGAAAGAGGCGGCGGCGCCAUUCAUCUGCCUUGCUUUCACAAGGCUAGCUGCAUCAUCCUCAAACCCGGGUUCCUCCGCCUCGCCCUGCCGCCUUCCGGAGUGUUCGCCCGGCUCAAAGAUCUGUGGCUGGUUGACUUCCAGGUAGCAGCGCAUGGCCAGUGCGGGCUGGGCGAUCUCCUCUCCUCCCAGCGGUGCCCAUCCUUGCAGACCCUGGUCGUCCGCAAUGCCCGGGGCCUGGACAGCUUCACCAUCCGCCAUGACUCUCUUCUGGAUAUGGAGCUGUCGGAUCUGGACCGCUUACAGCAGCUCACUGUCGUGGCGCCGGCGCUCCAAAAGUUGAAAGUCUGCGGCUGCUUUGCCGACCCUCCGAAUCGGGACAUGUCAGCUGCCAACGUCUCAGCCCCUCGGCUGACGAAGCUCGAGUGGACGAAUGAUUACGAUCCUAGCUCUAUCCAGAUUGACAUCAAGAGGAUGACGCUUCUCGAAAGGCUCAACAUCCAGCUUUUUAUUCAAGGCGGGCUGGAGGGGGAUUCUCAACACAAUCACUAUUGCAUGAUGCUUUUGCGGCACUUUGGCCGCAUCCACACUCUUGAUCUCCUGAUUACAUACCCACCGGGGAUAUGUGCUGGGCCAUACAUGAUGGAACACAUGCCAAGGCUGCCAAAUAUUACAUACUUGGCACUGUGUGUAAUGGCAUAUGGGCAUUCUUUUGGAGCCAGCUCAUUUGAUGUUCUAAGGAGGUGUACUAGUGCAAAAAAGCUGGAUCUUUAUUUUCUGCCAGAAAAGGAACUCGAGGAACAAACUCCGUGCCCAUCAGGUUGCACCUGUGAUGAGCCACCAGGCUGGAGGACGGAGGAGCUUGCGUUGAAUUGCCUUGAAGAAAUAGUAAUCCUCCGCAUGAGGGGUACUGAACAUGAAGUUGCCCUCGUGCAGCGGUUAUUCCAUUGGGCAACAUCCCUAAAAAGGCUGAAAAUAGAUUUCCAUGAAUUGAUCCCUGAAAGCAAGGUCAAAGAGCUCCGCCAGUUAUUGCCAAGCUUCUCCAGGCCAGACGUAUGCAUAGACUGGUCGGAUUUGUAGUAGAAAAAAAUGGAAGCUGAACUUUCAUUUUGGUUUGGCACAAUACUUGUAAGUCAGGUUUCAUGUGGGGCGGAUCGUCA
Lolium rigidum is the source of this 1716-nucleotide messenger RNA. RefSeq lists its product as uncharacterized. Lineage: Eukaryota; Viridiplantae; Streptophyta; Magnoliopsida; Poales; Poaceae. The transcript has 3 exons. The record is from RefSeq and is a predicted model, not a curated record. Bases 833 to 1636 code for a protein of 267 amino acids.